UGAAAACAAUCCCUAGGUGAAAAAUUUCGGCCGCUACAUCACGAAUAGUAUUUACGAAUUUGACUUAUUAUCAGUGUUCUUCCACGUUUUUUGGUUUUUUUAUUGUUAAUAAACAUACGUGUAUUUACUAAAUUAAUUCAUAAAACAUGACGACUCCAGUGGUCAUUGCAGCAUCUGCACGACACACAGCUACGCUGAUAUUCUUCCACGGACUUGGAGAUACAGGACAAGGAUGGGCAAGCUCUAUGGGUGCAGUUAUAUCUCCUCAUAUGAAAGUUAUCUGUCCAACAGCUCCUACCAUGCGAGUCACUCUUAAUGCAGGCUUUAGGAUGCCUUCUUGGUUUGAUUUAAAAACUUUAGAAGCAACCGGUCCAGAAGAUGAAGAAGGUAUUCAAAAAGCUGCAGAAAUGGUACACGGAAUGAUAGAAAAAGAAGUUCAAGCUGGAAUUCCAACAAAACGCAUCGUCCUUGGUGGUUUCAGCCAAGGCGGUGCUUUAGCUCUUUACAGUGCUCUUACUUAUCCUGAGCCUCUUGCUGGCGUGAUUGCUCUUUCUGCUUGGCUUCCACUUCACAAAAAAUUUCCAGCUAGUGCUGUUGGUAAUAAAGAUACACCUGUAUUAUUGUGUCAUGGAGAUUGUGAUCCAAUAGUGCCCUAUAAAUGGGGACAAAUGACUGCAUCGCUUAUAAAAAAAUUCAUGACACAAGUUGAAUUUAAAACAUACCGAGAAAUGAUGCAUUCUUCUUGUGAUGAGGAAAUGUGUGAUAUCAAAGCUUUUCUAGAAAAAGUUUUAAAACCGUAAUAUGUAAAUUAAAAAACGUAAGUUAAGUUAUUAUUGAAAUAUCAGUAGUCUUUUAAUUGAUAUUGCUAUUAAUAAAUAAAUUGAGACUAUAUGAUAAUUUAUUAGUAGCUGAGUAAGAAAAAUUGGCAAUAGUUGUUUACUUUAAUAAUAUAUUUAAUGUUUGUCAAUAAAAAAAAAAGAAAAAAUUUUUAAAAAAAAAGGUAAACAAACAUUCCUUUAGAUCAAUUAACUUAAUUAACUUGACUAAUGAUAAAUUUUGAAUUAGGGAUUGUUGUUUCCCUAUAUAAGUAACUUAUAUGCUCGCCUAACUUAUUUAUUGAAAGAUUUAUUUAACUUUGAGAAAGUUGCAAAAAUAUAUGCAUUUGAUACAUUCAACAUGACAAUGUUGAAAAAUUUCAAUUAUUCUUCGAUUUUCCAUUUUAACUAUGUGAUAGAUCAUAUUUUGUCCUCCGUAUCAUCACGAUUGUUUUCAUAAUAAAUAAAUAAUCUAAACUACUACUAUUGAUAAUAAUAAUAAUAAUGAUAACAAUCAGAUGGCUGUAAAUUUAUUUAGAUGUUGCUUGUAAUAACUUAGCUACUUAAUUGAAAAAGUACUACACAGAUAAUAUGAACUAUAAUGUUAAUCUUUACAUAGUAAUAUCACAAUUUUAAUGCAAUAAAAUUACUGUAACAAUUAA
This is a messenger RNA of Chelonus insularis, 1477 nucleotides long. RefSeq names its product Acyl-protein thioesterase 1 (gene Apt1). Gene Ontology annotation, biological process: protein depalmitoylation. The record is from RefSeq and is a predicted model, not a curated record. Gene Ontology annotation, molecular function: palmitoyl-(protein) hydrolase activity; carboxylic ester hydrolase activity. NCBI's taxonomy places the organism in Eukaryota, Metazoa, Arthropoda, Insecta, Hymenoptera, Braconidae. The transcript is spliced from 7 exons. Gene Ontology annotation, cellular component: cytoplasm. The coding region runs from base 147 to 800 and encodes 217 amino acids.